Messenger RNA from Oreochromis aureus, 2300 nucleotides. RefSeq lists its product as uncharacterized. Bases 494 to 1498 code for a protein of 334 amino acids. The record is from RefSeq and is a predicted model, not a curated record. The transcript has 7 exons. NCBI's taxonomy places the organism in Eukaryota, Metazoa, Chordata, Actinopteri, Cichliformes, Cichlidae.
GCAGCGAUGAACUGCAUUACAACACGCCACUGCUGAGAGAUUGAAGAUGCUGCUGUUGCUCCUGCUCCUCACGAGCGAUCAUCAGGUGGAGGUGAAGGUGGAGGAAGGCUCAGAGUCUGUCACCCUGCCCUGCAAAACAACACCUGACCUGCCUGAGAACACCAGAGUGGAGUGGACUCGCUCUGACCAUGAACUCUUGAUAGUUCAGGAGUAUUCAAACAAAGGUGGCAAACUUAUGAAACAGGACAAGUUUUACAGAGACCGAACAGAAAUGAAUGAAGACCUGCUGAAAACUUCAGUCUGACCCUGAAACAGCCCACAGAGAGACACAGGAGGAUACAUCUGCACCAUCUACAGGGACAAAGACAUCCUGAGACAGAAAGUAGUGCUGCACUAUGUCAGAGAAAAACUUCCACUUUGGGCCACAGCUGUCGUAGUUCUUCUUGUUCUUGUGUUUUUUGGGGGUCUCACAUAUAGAUUUCAACACUAUUUCAUGUCAGACUGUCAGGUGCAGGUGGAGUCAGGGGUGGAGUCUGUAAAGCUGCCUUUCAAAACCAAAGCAAAAAAUAUACCUGAAGAUGCUAAAGUGGAAUGGAAGGACAGAUACAACAACAAAGUCCAUGUGCACCAGAAUGGUUGUGAUAGGAUUGAAGACCAAAGCCCAGCAUACAGGAAGCGAACAGAGAUGAACCUGCUAGAAACUGGAGACCUCAGUCUGACCCUGAAAUACCCCACAAACAAGGACAGAGGCACCUACACCUGCACCGUCUACAACAAGGAGGGAGGAAAAUUCCAGAUAGACAAACAGGUGGAGCUUAAAGUCAGAGUCCCCCAGGUGGAGGUGGAUUCAGGGGUGGAGUCUGUCCAGCUGCCCUUCAAAAUCAGAGUUCGUCUGAUUAAAAAAAACUCCCUAAAGUGGAGUGGACGGAGAACAAGAAGAAGGUCCAUGUGUAUAAGAACGGCUCUGACCAGCCUGAAGAACAGCACCAGGAUUACAGAGAUGAAUGAAGACCUGCUGAAAUCUGGAGAUCUCAGUCUGAAACUGAAACACCCCACAGACUGGGACACAAACACCUACACCUGCACCGUCUACAGCAGGGAGGGAAACAUCCUGCUGAAGAAACAAGUGGAGCUUAAAGUCAGAGUCCCCCAGGUGGUGGUUGAUUCAAAGGUGGAGUCUGUCCAGCUGCCCUUCAAAACCAGAGUUAACGUGUCUGAAGAUGCUAAAGUGGAGUGGAAGGACAGAUACAGCAGGAAGGUUCAUGUGUAUCAUAAUGCAUCUGACCAGCAUGAAGAACAGGAUGAGGACUAUAGAGAUAAAACAGAGAUGAAUAAAGACCUGCUGGAAACUGGAGAGUUCAGUCUGACUCUGAAAAACCCCACACAGGGAAACAUUGGGAGAUACACAUGUUACGUCUGGAGAAAGGGAGACAUGAUCAGAUCGAAAACAGUGAUGUUAAAAGUAACAGUUUCUCGGGUGCCAUUGUCUAGAUAUUGAACUUUGGUUUUAUUAUAGUAAUUUCCUCUUUAUGAUAGAAUGAACUUUAAUGUCCCCUUGUUUAAAUUUGGUGUGGACUCUAGGAUUGUCACAGAAUCUGCCUUUACAAAGUCAAUAGACAUUAAAAGAAAAGAGGAAUAGAUAACAGAUAAAUAGUGUGUGUGUGUGUGUGUGUGUGUGAGAGAAUUUAAAUAAAAUCCAGAAGCUGUGCCUUGAUCAUCACAGAAACCUGGCUUCACCCAGGAGUACCUGAAGCUAGCGUGUUGUAUGCUCCCUCUAGGUGCAAUCUUUCAGAAAUACAAUAUCGCUUCUCACAGUUAUGCUGAUGAUAUACAGAUCUACUUUGAACUAACUGAUGAUCUCUGUCUCUGCACUGUUUGUGUGAGGUCAAAUAAUGGCUCUUAAGAAACUCUUAUCUUUAAUGAUAAGAAAACAGACAUCGUGGUAUUUGAUAGUAAUAUCCCUCGCGGCCAACUUGGUGAUGCCUUUGGUUCCCUUGCCAGUUCCAUCUCUGACACUGUUAGCAAUUUGGGCGUGUUGCUGGAUAGCUCUUUUAAAUUUGAUGAACAAGUGUCUGCUGUAAAUAGAUCUAGCUUCUACCAACUGCAUCUCAUUUCUAAGACUAGGCAUGCCCUCUGACUGGAACUGGGAGGUUUGCCUCUAUUACUGCUGUUCUUGCUGAUCUGCACUGCACCCAUUAAAUAUCAUAUCCAAUUUAAAAUACUGCUGCUUACUUUUUAAAUUAUCAACAACACAGCGCCGAGCUACCUUAUCGAAUUCCUUAGAUUGUCCUUGUUAGAGC